Diabrotica virgifera virgifera (western corn rootworm) is the source of this 810-nucleotide messenger RNA. RefSeq lists its product as uncharacterized. The record is from RefSeq and is a predicted model, not a curated record. Lineage: Eukaryota; Metazoa; Arthropoda; Insecta; Coleoptera; Chrysomelidae. The coding region runs from base 133 to 726 and encodes 197 amino acids. The transcript is spliced from 3 exons.
UAUAGGUACAGAUAAAUUAUAAUAUGUCAGUGUAUUGUUCAGUUUUGUCGUGAUUUUUUAAUGGAAGUACAUAUACGAAUUUUAAUUCAUUUUUAGUUUGUGGUUCUAAUGAGACGAUAAUACAAUUGGAAGAUGCUGGUAAUAAAAAAGAUGAUGAUACUUCUAACACUUUGGCUGUCAGUUAAUUUGGCCAUGUGUAGAAAAAAUCUAGGUGAUGAAGAGGAGGAGAUUUUACAUCCCGUUCUAAGGAAGUUUCAGAAACGUCAGAUAUGCCAAGAGCUGUGUUCAUCAGGUUUAGGUGGAAAUUCAUGCGGAAAAGAUUGUGUAGAAAUUUUUCAACAAAAAAUAUAUAUGCAGCUGUCUACAUCUACAGAUUUAACUGGAAAUCACGUUACUAAAAACGUGCCUAGAAGCGACAUGUGCCCUGUUCUUUGUAAAUACAAUUUGGGGAAACCAUUGUGCGUAUGUUCGCAAGUGCAAAAUGUUGUUUCAUCGAAAGCCAUUAAUUUUUUGGAAAUAUGCAGCAAAUUUUGUAUUAAACACAACUACAGGAUCUCUGGCUGCCAAAAAUGCAGCAUUUACCAACAAGCAACUUUACCAAGAAAGUCGGCUUCAGCUCUACCAGAUCCAAAUGAAAUAGAUUGGAAUGCGUGGUGCACUGUGAAAUGUAAAGAAAAUGAUGGUGGAGCAGCUUGUGAUUGUGACCGCUCACCUAUGUCGGAUUAGUAUCUUAAGAAUGCUAUAUCAACAUAAAAACAAUUUUAAUGUAAAUUUUACGCAUAAAAGGCAGAUAUAGUUAUUUAUUAAAUA